AUGCCUCAGCGAGCAUUCGAUUUCGAAGGAGACGAUGCACAGUACAUCAAGCACCUCGAGAGUUUGCUGCUGAGCGUUCAACCGCCCCUUAAUUCCCGCCUUGGGAAGCUCGGCCCCGUCGCUAAUGCUCUCGAGCCGCCACCCAGUAGUAUUCAGUUUAUUGAGUGGAAACCGGACCAUACCUCUCUGCAAGUGAACCCGAUGUGGAUGAAACAACUUAACGCUUUCAUUGAAGGCAUCCCUGUCCAAGACCAGUGGCGGGAGGCAAGAGUGAAGGCUGGCAUUGAUACUCCGGAUCGGAAUCAACACGCUUUGAAACUGAUUCUAGGCCAUGUCGGUCCUGCCAUCUUCCAUGAUGAAUACGAGACCACCGCUCAGGCGCCGGUUCUCCCCACCGAGAGCCGUGAUCUGGUGGACACCACCAACGACACAAUGAGGCGCUACACCGGCCGGGAUCAAAAAGAUCACACUCUGGCAAAGUAUCGGAACGGCGCCGUAUGGGUCAACCGAUGCAUGGUGGCCCUUCUGAAGAAUGGAUGGGGACAUAAGAGCUGGGAAAUCUUCCUCCUCAAUAGUCAGAGUCCGGCACAAAUUGCCCGGUUUGCCGCCUACAAUGCCGACAGUUACAAGAUAGUAGCCCAUCGGUUAGGGGAAGCAACUGUUCCGCAGUGGGAAAUUGGUUGGGUACCAUACUGCCUUCCCUGUAUCGUCCACUACCUCACGGGGUAUACAGUUCCACUGCAAGGCAUCUGCGAGGCUCUCGGUUACGGAAGGCUCCCACCUUACUUGAUGCAGGCUAUUUCCAUGCAUUUCAUAGAGACAUUGAAUUCCCUAUUCGCCAACGACGGCAUUCUGCCUGUGCCUAUCGGACCAUACCACGCGGAAUCGAACGUAAUUCACCCGCUGCCUUGA
This is a messenger RNA of Penicillium subrubescens, 912 nucleotides long. RefSeq lists its product as uncharacterized. The record is from RefSeq and is a predicted model, not a curated record. The coding region runs from base 1 to 912 and encodes 303 amino acids. NCBI's taxonomy places the organism in Eukaryota, Fungi, Ascomycota, Eurotiomycetes, Eurotiales, Aspergillaceae. The transcript is spliced from 4 exons.